Molecule: messenger RNA, 1206 nt
Organism: Aspergillus wentii DTO 134E9
Lineage: Eukaryota; Fungi; Ascomycota; Eurotiomycetes; Eurotiales; Aspergillaceae
Product: glycosyltransferase family 69 protein
Exons: 3
Coding region: 1-1206 (401 amino acids)
Source: RefSeq, a predicted model, not a curated record
AUGUCCACUUUACUGCGCUAUGGACUACGGCGCCGCCUGGUUCAGUAUCUGUUGAUAAGUCUCAUUGCCUGGACCUUGUUGGAGACGCUUUACAUCCACCACCAAGUCUCCGUGGUGGAUAGCGUCCAGCCCAGUCGCCCACGCCAGUUUGAGCGAAUAUUCAUUGCCAGCACGCACUGGAAUAACGAACCCAUUCUUCGCAGUCAUUGGAAUAACGCUGUUGUUGAAUUAGCUAAGAUAUUCGGCGCAGAAAAUGUUUUUGUGAGUGUUUACGAGAGUGGAAGCUGGGAUAACAGCAAGGGAGCUCUCCGCGAUCUCGAUGCCCAGCUGGAACAGUUGGGUGUACGGCGAAAAUUUACACUCUCUGAAACUACGCAUCAAGAUGAGAUCUCAGCUCCUCCGGCUAGCGAGGGGUGGAUUGAUACGCCCCGUGGUAAAAAGGAAUUAAGGCGUAUACCUUAUCUUGCUCGACUUCGCAACCUGACUUUGAAGCCUUUGGAGGAACUGGCGGAACAAGGCAUCACCUUUGACAAGGUGCUUUUUCUAAACGACGUCGUUUUUACAGUGGACGAUGUGAUUGCAUUACUCAAUACCAACCAGGGCAGAUAUGCUGCAGCCUGUUCUAUGGACUUUUCCAAGCCGCCUCUCUACUAUGACACCUUUGCUCUACGCGACUCGAACGGGGAUGCGCAUGUGAUGCAAAAGUGGCCUUAUUUCCGCUCUACAGCUUCGCGACACGCACUUUUCACCAUGGCUCCUGUGCCUGUUAAAAGUUGCUGGAAUGGAAUGGUGGCUAUGCCGACGGAACCCUUCAUGUCGAACACCCCGUUGCGGUUCCGUGGGAUAUCAGAUUCACUGGGAGAAUCGCAUCUCGAGGGCUCAGAAUGCUGUUUAAUCCACGCAGACAACCCUCUUUCCCAAACUCAAGGCGUUUACCUUAAUCCCCAAGUCCGCGUUGGGUACAACGCCCCAGCAUACGACGCCGUCCAUCCUACUAGAUCCUGGAUUUCGCUGCAGAGUGUAGCUCUCGCGCUGUGGGAAAACAGAAUACGUCGAUGGACUACGACAGAAUUCUUCACGAAACGGACCGUUCGGAAAAGAGUGUCUGCCUGGGAGAGACAAGAUGGUAGUAGAUUCGAGCCUGGCGAAUUCUGUUUGAUCAAUGAGAUGCAGGUGCUUGCUGCUAAUGGCUGGGCGCAUGUUUGA